UUAUUUUAAAUAAUUAUUACUUUUUAUUUAGGGAAUAAGUUAGUCAUAGGAAAAUAUUAAAAGUUUUGGCUUCCCAAAUUAUUGUUCUAAAAUGCAGAGAAAGUUAAAGAAAAUAGCAAUAAUAUUAAUUAUCACAAGUUUUUGGAUUUUCCCGAGUUUAGAAAUAGAAGAAAGAGUGACAAAAAGAAGAAUACUCUACAAUCCAAUAGAAUAUCGGUUUAUAAAUGAUUAUAUAAUAUCGCCUUCCGAAACGUUUUGUCAAAAAAUCCCAUUUAUAAUCAUAAUAGUGACGUCGUAUGUCGGUGACAUUGAGCUACGAAACAUUUUACGCAGAGUUAUGCCACAAGAAGAACUGGAGUUGAUGGAGGCUGCGAGAAUAUUUUUACUGGCAGAAAUUCCACCGAAUGAAAAGAAUAUUACCCAAAGUCUAAUAGAAGAGGAAAACCAGAAAUUCCACGAUAUUCUCCAAGGCGCAUUUACAGAAAGCUACCGCAACUUGACAAUUAAACAUUUAAUGGGCUUGCAAUGGGUCACAACGAAAUGCCCUGAUGCGUCCUACAUACUUAAAGUUGAUGAUGACACUGUAUUUCGUUUCGAAAAAAUAUUCGACUAUUUAUUAAAAACUGCAGACGACGAAGAAGAAGAUUUUAUUAUGGGCUACAUGCUAAACAAUACAGAACCUAAACGAAAUAAUACGAAUAGAUGGUAUGUGUCUCUGGAAGAAUAUCCAAAUAAGGAAUAUCCGCCAUACGUAUCAGGCUGGUAUUACGUAACUACCCCUCCAGUAGCAACAAAAGUAAUAAAUGAAGCCAUGUACCAUCCAUACUUUUGGGUAGACGACGUUCUGAUUACAGGCAUUUUGAUUGGCGCUCUGAACAUCACAAUUAUUCGUAUGCCCGGUGAAUUCUUUUUUGAGUAUAUGCUAAACGUUGUGAUCCAUGCCAACAAAGAAGAUUGGGACAUUGGAGCAUAUAACUACUCUCAUGCAAUUGUCAAUUUAGCUAAAAAAAGCUGGUGAGCCUGCGGCGGUAGCAGAAAUCAAAUAG
Molecule: messenger RNA, 1046 nt
Organism: Cydia fagiglandana
Lineage: Eukaryota; Metazoa; Arthropoda; Insecta; Lepidoptera; Tortricidae
Product: beta-1,3-galactosyltransferase 2-like
Exons: 3
Coding region: 92-1018 (308 amino acids)
Cellular component (GO): Golgi membrane
Molecular function (GO): hexosyltransferase activity
Source: RefSeq, a predicted model, not a curated record